CCAAGUGGGAUCCGCAUCUCUGACUCGAAUUCAAAAUGGAAGCGCGAAACGCCUCUCUUUCUCUCUCUCUCUCUCUCUGAUUGCGUGAUUUCUUCUUGGACUCACGCAACGAACACCCACAUCCCCAAGUUGUUUAAAGUUCCCUUUUCGAUUUUUGAAAUUUUGAAUUUCAACUCCGUUCUAAAUGCCCUUUUGACAUCGAUUUCUGUGUCCUCUUAAAUCUCUCAUUACUCUUCUUUGUUUUCUUAAAUCAGGCUUGCAUUCUUCGCGUUCUUUCGUUUUUGUUUUCGGAAAUGACGGGAAUCGAAGAUCGGCGUGUAAUCUCUUUCACCUAUGAAAAAUUUGCGUGUUUAUUGGGGUUUUCGCUGUUGCGUCUUUGAUUCGAUUGCAAGAACUUGCAGAUGAAGCAAUAGAGGAGGAAGAAGAAGAAAUCUGAGGACUCUACAAGGUUAAGAAUGAUGUUGAAAACUGGCUAAUUAGUAGUUUUCUUUUGAAGUCAUUAGGAAUAUAGAGGCAUUUCUUAAAUUUUUUGAAGAAGGGGAAGAUGAUGAAGACACAAGGAUAUGUAAAAGGAGGAAGAGCACCAACCAAGAUGAACGCACAACAGUUGGUUUUUGAGUUGAAACAGAAGGUGGUUCUUGCACUAAACAAGCUUGCAGAUCGAGACACUUACCAAAUUGGGUAUGAUGAGCUUGAAAAAACAGCUGAAUGCAUUGCUCCUGAUAUGAUCCCCCCUUUCUUGUCCUGUAUAUUGGACAUAGAUUCAGAACAGAAGAGCGCCGUUCGACAGGAAUGUAUUCGGCUAAUGGGGACUCUGGCAAAAUCCCAUGAAGGUCUUAUAAGGCCACACCUUCGUAGAAUUGUUGGUAGCAUUGUGAAGCGGCUUAAGGAUUCAGAUUCUGCUGUGAGGGAUGCUUGUGGGGAGACGUGUGGAGUUUUAGCUUCGAAAUUGAUUAGUGUUGGAGAUGAGAGUGAUGAAGUUUUUGUUACUCUUGUAAAACCAAUCUUUGAAGGCUUGGGAGAACAACAUAAGCAAAUGCAGACAGGUUCAGCAUUUUGCUUGGCAAGGAUUAUUGACAACACCCAGGAUCCACCGGUUUCGAUUUUGCAGCGGAUGUUGGCAAGAACUACAAAGCUACUUAAGAAUCCACACUUCAUGGGGAAGCCGGCUGUAAUUGAUUUGAACAGAAGUAUCAUACAGGCUGGGGGUGCUUCAAAUCGAAAUGUUCUCUCUGCUGCAAUGCUUGGCAUCCAAGAAGCUCUCAAGAAUAGUGAUUGGACAACUCGUAAAGCUGCUUCUGUUGCGUUAGGUGACAUUGCUACAAGCUGUGGGUCCUUCCUGGGGUCUUUUAAGGCUUCCUGCAUUCGGUCCCUUGAAUCAUGUCGAUUUGACAAGGUGAAACCAGUCAGGGAUAUUGUACUCCAGACCCUUCAAUAUUGGAAUAACGUUCAAGGGCCUGAUACUCCUGAACCUUCAGAAGCUGGAUCGUCAAUCAAAGAAAACCUUUGUGGGGGUGACUUCAGUGACGUUACUAGUUCUGUAGAACAUGGAAAGAAGGAUACUGCAAUUAGGAAAGUAGGUAUGGGCUCUACCGGAGGGAGGAUUCCACUAAACAUGAGGAAAACUUGUCCAAGAUAUUUGGAGAACACUCAGCAUUUUAAAGCAAAUGAUUGUCAUAUUGAAAUAGCUGUUCCACAAAAGCACAAUCAGUCAUUAUCAGGAUUUUACACCGAAGAAUCUGAAGGUAGUACAAUAACAAAGACAUUUCAAGGAGUGAGUACUGAUGCUACAGACAUGCAAGAUAUUGAAUAUGAUUAUGUCAGAAUGGAUGAAAAACAAGAAUGUUCCUCUGAAGACAGCAAUAUGCAUAAAUCAACAGACAGAAAUAAGCGGUUUGUUACCGAAGAGGCUACGAGCGAGGGGCAAAUAUACUCAACAAAGGUGACGGAUCGAAGAAGUCUCGAUUCCGUGGUCACAGAGUCUAGUUGUCAGGUUGUACAAGAAUGUGACUCGGAAAUUGCAAAUGAUAUGGUUUGCAUCCGAAAACAUCUCCUGGAAAUCGAAAACAAGCAGUCAAACUUGAUGGACUUAUUCAAGGAGUUCACUUCGGGCAUAAUGGAUAGCUUGUCAGUCAUACAAUCAAGGGUGGUUGGUUUAGAACAUGUUGUGUAUGGAUUAUCUCAGGAUCUUUUGAAUGGGAAUAGAGAUUGUGAGAUUUCGAACUCAAAGUUCAUGAAGCAGAACCAAGGCUUGAAUUCUCCUAGGCUUUCUACAUGCACGCCUAGGCCAUCGGUAGAUAUUACAGGGAGACAGUCUUCGUUAUUGUCGCUUAAACAUUCUAACAUAUGGGAUGAAAAUGUUGCUGUUAGGAGCCAAUUGAGUAAUGCAUCAAAACGUGGAACUGAUAUUUGGAGAAAGACCCUUUCAGUUAAGAAUCCUCCUGAGAAGGAUCUUCAAAAUAGUAGCAGCAGCCGUCACUUGCGAAAUGCUAAUGCAGUGUCUUCUUCAUCUCCCUGUGCAAAUGUUAGACAAUUUACAGAUGGAAAGAACAGCAUUUUGAAACGUGUGUCCGGUUUCCUACGACAAGGUGAUGUCAAUACAGCAUACAUCGAAGCCUUGCGUUCUGGUGAUGAAGCUGUUCUGUUUGAACUUCUUGAUCAAACAGGGCCUGUUCUUGAAUGUUUGUCACCUAAAACUAUCAGCAAUAUCCUUCGCGUUUUGGCAUCAUUUCUCCCAGAGCAAAAGUUUAUACGCUGUAUAAUACCUUGGUUGCAGCAGGUAGUUGAUUUGAGCACAAUGCAUGGAGCAAAUUCUCUUGGUCUCUCAGCCAAAGAAAGACAAGAAUUUGUUCUUGCCAUCCAGGAGGCUUCAAAGAGUGAAUUUUCUAAUCCUGCAGAAACAAGACUUAUGACUCAGCUAGCAACAAAAUUGUGCUAUAUAUGGGGGCAAGGCUCGUGAUCGGAGGCGGUAGACGUAGAUCUCAAUGGCAAGGUCUUGUUUCCAAAGAUUCCCAGACUGGAUUUCAGGUAAGGGAGAUGGGAAGUUUGUACUUGUAGUUAUAGUCAUUUGUAGCUUCCAGAUUUUCUAUGGUUGUUCUUCUGCAAGUUGAUUUUUAGGCUGUGGCUGUAGCUGAAUUGGAAUGCAAUUUGUUCAUUGGUCUCCAAUCUUGAUAUAAGUUUGAAGUGCAUAUA
Cucurbita pepo subsp. pepo (vegetable marrow) is the source of this 3192-nucleotide messenger RNA. Its product is annotated as TORTIFOLIA1-like protein 2. Gene Ontology annotation, cellular component: microtubule. NCBI's taxonomy places the organism in Eukaryota, Viridiplantae, Streptophyta, Magnoliopsida, Cucurbitales, Cucurbitaceae. The record is from RefSeq and is a predicted model, not a curated record. Gene Ontology annotation, molecular function: microtubule binding.